AUGCUCGUGGUGAGGAAGGAAGCUGAGUGGGGGAGCAUCCUCCUUUUCUCUUCCAUCCCCCACCAUGCGCCUCCCUGUUUGCCUGCCGCCCACGUCACUCCUCUGCGCCGGGUGCUGUGCAGGUCCUUGUGGGAGCAGGGUGGACCUGGGGCUCCUCAGCAGACAGGUAGUCUUCUGAAUUCUCAGGUAGGCAGUGGGAGAGUCCCUGAAGGUGUGGGUCUGGAGAAGAGCAGGACCAGAUCUCAUCAGAAAAUUGAAGACUCAGAAGAGAGCAGUGAUGAAAUUCUUGCCCGUCUAACGUCUGCGGUGCAGAGAGAGCUCGCAGCUGUUAUUGCUUUGAAAGCGAGGAAGUCUGCACUUGCACAAGACGAAGAGAACAGUGACAAACAGGUGACCGUGACGGAGGCUGAAGGUGCUGCGGAUCCUCAGGCUGGCAUGAUGUGCAAACUUCAGGAGAGAGAUGAUAUUGGGCGAAUCGAACUGGUCCAGAAGCUGGCAAGAGACAACUGUCAGUUUUUGCAGACGGACAAAAAAGAACAGGAGAAAUCUGAACACCAGGAUGAUGAAGUGACGACUGUUGAGGUGAAAGAGCAGGACCAGAAUGUCCUGGUGCUGAAGAAAGUGCAGAGCUGCGGCCCAGCCCCCCAGGCGGGGAGCGCCGAGAGCGAUUGGAGAUACGUGGUCGUGUCCGGGACCCCGGAGAAGAUCUUGGAGCACCUUUUGAAUGACUUGCACCUGGAAGAAGUCCAGGACAAAGAAACAGUAAAUGGACGCAUGGAGAUCCCAGCAGACGCUUGGAAGGAUUUUGAAAGGAUAGCUCAGGGAGCUGGAGCAAUAUGGAGCCGGGUGGAGCCAUAUGGUGGUCGUCCACAUGGCCCCAGUGGCAGUGAGGGAGAAAG
Odocoileus virginianus texanus is the source of this 899-nucleotide messenger RNA. Lineage: Eukaryota; Metazoa; Chordata; Mammalia; Artiodactyla; Cervidae. The record is from RefSeq and is a predicted model, not a curated record.